GGACAACUGGACAAGGCAUUCGUAAUUGGAUUUUCAUCUCGUGUGCCUUGUUGGCACUUGUUUCAUCAUCAUGAUUACAUUCCUGUACAACAUGCCCUUUCUCGUUUUACUAAGAGGCUAAAAGACGCAAUAACUGAAUGACGCAAAUCAUUGUAUGAACACUUUAGGGGUCGGACAUUUCAAUUCUGUCGAUUUUUUUUUUGUUUUGCGAGGAGCUGCUUUUUAGUUAUACCCAGUAAAUAUACAAUAUUUCAUACUUUCAAACCAUUUUGAUGCAAACGAACAACUUUUUGGGAAAUAAAUGCAAUUCAAGUAUUCAACACAGGUCAAUAGUUAACAGUCAAAGUUCAACGGAGAGAAAUAGGAAGUGAAAGCACGAUGAGUUAUGAGACGAAAAUGUAAAUAAAUAACAUCAUACAAUACUGCCAUUGAUUUCCGCAGUAUACUUUUUACAAUAUCCAUUCAUCGAACUACCGUUUGACAUCCGAACAUAGAACUUCAAAAGAAAAUGAAAUUUAAGCAGUGUGCUUUUAUUAACGUUGUCAUUAUCGUGGACAUUUUGAUCUUUGGCUCGAAAGCUUGCAACAGUCGAACGCCACAACAAAAGUCAUCUCGUCCACCUACUACAAAAAGAACCAAUACAAUGACGUCAAAUCGUUAUUCAACGACACCCGGUUCAGAUAGCGUCACAAAACCAUCUGCAGGAUCCCGUCCCACCUUAUCCAGUUCUAGUAAAUUUGUUCCAAGCACAACAGGUGCAACGACAACAUUAUACAAUCUCUGUAUAUCCACAUCAAUGGAGAAUCUAACAAUUGACUUCAUAGAAAAACAACUAGAAAUUCUAGGAAAAGGUGAUAUUCUGAAAAACCUGCUAUUAAAAGUUAGCACCGAAGAAGCAAAAGUUUUUAUCAAAGUCCUUGGAUCGGAUGGCAACACUUGUUCAGCAGGAUAUUUAAUCAAAAUAAACAAUAAUAAAGACUAUCACUACCACCUUCACAAACUUAAUGAUUCGUCAACAAAGCAAUUUUGCGAAAGUGCAAGAACCUGCAUGAAUUAUUCAGGUAUCGUAGCCAGGAUGAAAAAUCUAUCACCACCAACAAAAAGCAGCACCGACAAACCACUAGAAAAUACUCCUGCUCCGCGAAAAGGAUCUAGUGGCGCUUCAACAAUAACAAUCGUUAUACCGAUUGUUGUUGCAGCUGUUGUCAUCAUUGCUGUAGCGAUAAUACUAGGAUUUUGGUACAAAAAACGUGGAGCCUUCAGAAAUCAAAAGCCAACAAAAACCACUGCUGAGCACUUUGCUGGUCCUGUUAAUGGUGAUGUCUACACCGUUGCCAAUCCAACCAACGUGAAAUUUGUCAAAAAAGAAAAGGAGACAGACUUGGUUUACACGGAACUUUCUCAUGAGCGCUCUGAAAACGGUAAGAAGGAUAUUUCUAAAGAAGACAAUGCGGAAUAUUCAGAUAUAACACAUGUCCUCAAAGCUGGAGAAGAGACGUAUCAAAAUGUCGCUCAUAAAAUGGAGGACGGUGAUUCGUAUUCCAAUGUGAAAUUGAUUAAGUGAUAAGUUUGGUUUGCCGGAUUGAAACGUAUGUUUUUUAUCGAUUUUUUUAUUGAAUUCAAACGAUAAAUUUAUAUUUCUGUUAAGACAAAUAAAAAAUGUGCUUAUUGUGUUUUACUGAUCAAGUAGAA
Molecule: messenger RNA, 1692 nt
Organism: Xenia sp. Carnegie-2017
Lineage: Eukaryota; Metazoa; Cnidaria; Anthozoa; Malacalcyonacea; Xeniidae
Exons: 8
Coding region: 509-1564 (351 amino acids)
Source: RefSeq, a predicted model, not a curated record